UGUCGGCCCCUCUCUCGCAGGUCCUUCAAGCCAGACUUCAUCCUGGUCCGCCAGCACGCCUACAGCAUGGCCCUGGGCGAAGACUACCGCAGCCUGGUCAUCGGCCUGCAGUACGGAGGGCUGCCCGCUGUCAACUCCCUCUACUCCGUCUACAACUUCUGCAGCAAGCCCUGGGUGUUUUCUCAGCUCAUUAAGAUCUUCCACUCCCUGGGUCCUGAGAAGUUCCCGCUUGUGGAGCAGACGUUUUUCCCCAACCAUAAGCCAAUGCUCACAGCCCCUCACUUCCCCGUGGUGGUCAAGCUGGGACAUGCCCACUCCGGAAUGGGAAAGAUCAAAGUGGAAAACCAGCAUGACUACCAGGACAUCACCAGCAUGGUGGCGAUGGCCAGAACCUACGCCACCACCGAGGCCUUCAUCGACUCCAAGUACGACAUUCGCAUCCAGAAAAUCGGAUCCAACUACAAGGCUUACAUGAGAACCUCCAUCUCUGGCAACUGGAAGGCCAACACAGGCUCUGCCAUGCUGGAGCAGGUCGCCAUGACAGAGAGGUACAGGCUGUGGGUGGAUAGCUGCUCAGAAAUGUUUGGCGGCCUGGACAUCUGCGCGGUCAAGGCCGUCCACAGCAAGGAUGGCAGAGAUUACAUCAUCGAGGUGAUGGACAGCUCAAUGCCUCUGAUUGGAGAGCAUGUGGAAGAGGACAAGCAGCUGAUGGCCGACCUUGUUGUCUCCAAAAUGAGCCAAUUCCUGAUGCCGGCUGGCACAGUGCCCUCACCCCUGAGGCCUUGGGCUCCACAGACUAAACCAGCAAAAUCCCCUGGGACAGCCCAGCUGGGGCCUCCGCUGGGACAGCCCCAGCCACGCCCACCCACGCAAGGGGGCCCUCGCCAAGCUCAGUCUCCUCAGCCCUCGAGAUCUGGAAGCCCCUCCCAGCAGAGGCUCUCCCCACAAGGCCAGCAGCCCCUGAGCCCCCAGUCUGGAUCCCCACAGCAGCAGAGAUCACCAGGUUCUCCACAGCUGCCCCGGGCAUCCAGCGGCGGCUCUCCAAACCAGGCCUCCAAGGCAGGUGCCACCCUCCCCUCACAGCCCCGGCCCCCUGUGCAAGGCCGCAGCACCUCCCAACAGGGCGAAGAGUCCAAGAAGCCAGCACCACCCCACCCCCAUCUCAACAAAUCCCAGUCCCUGACUAACAGCCUCAGCACAUCGGACACUUCCCAGCGUGGAACCCCAAGCGAAGACGAGGCCAAGGCCGAAACCAUCCGCAACCUGAGGAAGUCUUUUGCCAGCCUGUUCUCUGACUAACGGGGUCCAGCCUGGGAGAGGGUGCUGUUACACUCUCCCCUCUCCCACCUCAUCUUCCUUCUCAGCCUUGAUUUCUGAUGGGAACAGAAUGGAGGGCCUGAGACUACACUUUCUAAUGCCUCUGACCCAGGAACUGAGUAUCUAUACGUGUCCCCUUCCCUUCUCCACGACAGUCAAGCUUUGUCUGGCUGAGACUGGGCCUUUGAGAGCCUCCAGGUUCCUCAAAAUGGGCCUCAAUGGUGGACAUCCAUCACCCUCCCCCCUCCCCCCCAGAUGCUUGCUUCCCGGCCACAGAUAACCCCGUGAGAUUUCUGUGUGUGGCUAGUUUUCAUAUCUGUUACUGUUUUGCUUGCCUUUGGGCAAAGGCCCCUCUAGGCCUGCCCACCUCCAUCAAAUGCAGACACUGUAGUCGGACCUCAGCAGUAUCGGAGGCAAUAAUCUACUGACAGUGUUUUGCAAACAAAAGGAGAAAAGCCGGGCCAGGGGAGCCUCUCAUCUUCCAUGCUAGUUUCAUCGGAGACCUCACCCGACUUGCAGGCAAGGGCCCAUCACGACUGGCCACUGGUGGGAUCUUGAUGACAAGGGAAAGCCAGGUCCUGUGAGACACGUGGGGCCUUUCAAGUCACAAAAGAGACCGAGGGGAAACAGUGGGGAUGCUGCUCCCACCAGAAUGAACAGCCAAGAGCAGAGCACAGGUUCUUUCAGGAAUGGUUUCUAGUUCCCAGAUGAGGACGCCGCCCUCACUUCCCGAAGAAGGAGUUAGGUUAGGGCUUCUCCACCCACUAUUAUACCACCAGGAAUUCUCUGUGAAUUCCCACCAGGAAUGUUGUUUACUCCUCAAGGAUUUAUGAGGAACCAGAGAGCAUCAGAUUAAUGUCACAGGCUCAGAAAGUUGGGAGGAUAAUAACCUCCAGUCAGCAUUUCACAAACUGCACAGCCAGAUGCUGGCAGGUUUCUCCAUUACAAAAGGGUCCCAUGGCCAACCAUGUUGGGGAAACACUGUCUAUAUUUCUUUUUGAGGUUGGCCAUACACAUUACACGUCAACAACUCUUGAAAUUCCUAUGUAAAGACAUUAGACUUCGCUGUUUAACCCAAACCUAUAUGAACAAGUUGACUGCAGAACUGGAGAACACAGCCCUGAUGCCCUUCCCAGGGCUCCUUCCCGUACAGCACACGACCUCCCGUGAUCACGGGGCAGGGCUGUCCCACAUCACCAAGCACCUGGUGCUAGAAACACUCCUGGUCCAGAACAGAACCAUGUGAUCCCUUUCCAGUCCCCUUUGUGAUUUGAAACAUGCCCUCCCCUCACUAUUCACAGGGAAGGGACAGAGGAGGUAAAAAUGAAAGUGUCCGUGGCCUAGACCCGCAUUCUGAAUGAAAGAUAGAAAACUUGAGGGCAGGUGUAACACCGCAAAGCCCACCCCCACCAUUUUAGGAGCUUAAGAACACAGAAAAUACCUGAGGCAAUCAUCACGCUUAUACAGAGACUAACAUUGAAAGAAGUCAAACAAUCUCACCCACUUCUCAGUAAUAAAAUACAGCUUGAAACACACAGCAAAGGGACACUAGGCAGUUUCUCAAAGUGUGGGCCAUGGCUGUGCACAGCUAGCUUCAUCUCAGACCAACCGAGUCAGAAUUUCUGGUCAUGAGACCCGAACCUCUCUUUGUCAUCUCCCUGCAUGCAUGUGGGAGUUAGACUGGCACCCUGAGCUGAGAUGUCUGGGAAAGCUGCUAUUGAAAGCAGGAUUGUGUGGAUUCAUUACAGACCCAGGUCUCACUCUCGGUGAGCAAAAUUAGUGGCUCCAUAAACAAUGACUGUGGCUUAAUUUUCCCACUUCCCUUUAUUCUGUCCCUUGUCCAUAAAAACAUCUCAACAUUCAAACUAUAUCUCCCAGAUAGUCCAAGUAGAGUAGCACACACUCCUUUGGAUAGCCAUGCGCAGAUGCUCCAUGACACAACACUAGUUUAUAACCAACACCUAAGGUUCCCGCUGGCCUGUGUAUGAAAGUCGAGACCAACAAUGGUCUUGUGGAGACCAGAGAUUCCCCCAAAUGGACUGUUUUCUCACUUUUAAUAACAUUUUUUAAAUGGGAAAGGACAAAAAGCAGGGGUAAAGGUAGUCACUGUGGCGAUUCUAAUAAGUGGUUGGUUGGUUGGUUGGUUGGUUUUGUUUCACUGUUUUGAUCCAAAGAAAGGCUUGCAUUUCCCCUCCAAGCUGACUUGGUGAGGCUGAAACAUGCCAGAUGCAUGUGUAUUGUGAUAAAGUGUAGCACAAGGAGCAGGGAUUUAAACACAGCCCCAACAGACGGCUCCACCAGCCAGACAAAAUACCUUCUUCCAGAUUGUCCUCGCAGUGUGCGAAAACAGUCCUGUUGUUUAAUUAAAUGUCGCUUUCCAGGGACAUAGACUAUACAUCGUUUCUCCUCCAUUAAUUGCCUGUGUUCUCUGUCAUACGACAUUGGCUGCCAACCUUCAGUUCCUGCUCAGGGGCACUUAGUUCUACCUCUCAAACAUUUCAGGGGUGACGAGCCUUCACACACGGUAACAAAUACAAUAGCAAACCCCAAGAGCCCUAACAUCAACCACCUGCUGGCAGUUCUCACUUGAAUUUGCUAUGAAAGGUUUGCAAGGGGAAAGCAAGUUAGUGUAGGUACCUCGUCGUGAACGACUAGGUGAAUAAAACACAGAGCACUGCUUGAUACACAGUAGGUGGUCAGGACAUGUUCAGGUGGGAAUUAAUAAAAUGUAAACAAAUGUUAAGACUGAAGAAAAAGUCUGUUUUAUUUCUAAGUGUAUCAAUAUGAGGAAGUCAUUUGCCCAGGAACAGAAUCAAACCAGCAGAGAGAUUAGUAAACUGAGAUAAGCUAAAGAAAAUCUAUAGCCGUUUUUUACCCUCAGGAAGAGGUUGCAGACUCUAAACUGAGUCUGAAAAGGAAUGGAAGCAAGCAGGCUCAGGGGCCACAAGACCACCCCCUGGUGAGCACAGCCCAAAGAGGUGAGUUCCUGGGGGAGGGGGUGGGAGAGAUGAGGUGCCAUUGUCAGCAUCAGUCAGAAGAGGCUGGGGCGAGCAGACCAGAGUGCACAGAGAAGACCCAGGACCUGGACUCCCAUCCUGACCACACCCUGCGCAGAGGCCCACAGCAGGGCAGAGCUUUCCAUAGCAGAGCCCACUGGAGCCCUCCCCCAGGCAGUGCUUCCAGAGCCCUGCCCCUCCCUGCGCUGGAGCAGCGGAGCUCCCAAAUCAGGUGGUAGCUCGUUCUGUUUUAGAGUUAGCUCAGCAUUACAGAUAACGCUAGGAUUUCUAUUGGAAGAAUAGGCCAUGGCCUAGGAGCACUUCCACACGUUCCAAAUGUUUUAUCCUGGAGUGCAGGCUGGCUGGUUACUAACUGUCCUAGCAAGUGUCAAAGCUAUCUUUGACUCCUAAGCAGCCACUGAUUAAAUUCAGGGUUUCACCAAUAUUUAGGUUCUCGGAGAAGGCGGCACUUGUGGGUUUGGUCAGUGACAAAAUGGAAGGUUAGGCAAAAAGCAAUCAAAUCAAUUCAUUAAUCCAACACAAUGCACACAGGGCACAGAAGCUCCCUGUUUCCAGGCAAACACGCAGCCAAGCUGAUGACACCUCGACACUAGUCCUGUGCCCAGGGCUCUCAAGCAGCAGGCCAAGAAAGGGACAUGGCUGGAAACAGUGAGGCGUUCCUUAAGGGAAAACCAAUCUACAACUAAAUGCUCCUCCUACAAUGUGUUCCUUUAAAAUCUUAAAUACCCUUCAAUUUUAUUCUGAUCGGUCCUCCCAUUUUUAAUUUCAAUUUCCAAACUCUCAUAUUUUAUGUAUCUACUUUUCAUGGUCUUCCACUGAGUCUAGAGAAGAAAGUUAACAUUGUCUUGCCUCUCAAUAUUUCGCUAUGGAAUAGCAGAAAUUUAAGUGCCAGGACCUAUUGGGGAAUCCCAGGAGACACAGAUUAAAUCUUUAUUUCAGGUGACUUACCUAGUACUUCCCAAUAAUCGUAUCCACUCCACAUCUAGUCAGCUGGAGACUGUGAAGGAGCAUGAACCAUGGUUACGGCCCAGCAGAGAAGUGGGACCUGCCGGCGCCUCCUCGAGGCUCUGUGGUUCAGGAGCUACUGCCCAGGGCAGGAGGAAGGCAAACCUUGACACUGGGCCCUGCGUAUAGGGAGCAAAGGGAAAAGUGUCCAGCUCCGUCAGAAUAAGAAUUAGAGAUAGAUAUUAGACUAAGCGGUGAUCUCAGGAAUUAGAGGCAAGAGUAAGAGGGCAGAACUCAACUGUCUUCCUUAAGGAAUUAUAAAAUCUUAAGCUGGAAAGAGAGGAUACAUCCCAUGAUUGAUUUCCAGUCAUGCCAAACUAUAUCUUUCAUCUGUGAACAAAGAAGGGGGUGGGAGGGGAACAAGCUCCUGUUAAAAAUAACUAAAGGGGGUCACAGAAAGUCGUUAAGACUACAAGCCAAUGAUAUAGAACAGCAUCGUACUAAAAUGUGUAACCGCAGUGCUCUCAACUGUCUUGUUUCCAUUACAAUAUAUCAAAGUGAUGUCAGAAAAUCAGGGACUGGGCUACCGCCAAACCAUGAUUUCCUUCUCAUUACACACCAGCAAUAUAUAAAGCUCAACAGCCCAGGCUAAUGAAAAGAACAUAGAUUUUACAAGCUUCUAACUAUAAAUUUAGCUAUUCAAGAGGAAAAGCUUUGGGAGUUGUUUUAAGAAUAAACUAUUGUGAGAGGACUGCAAAUUUAGGCGUAUGGCACACUGCCCAUACCUAAACUGAGAGAGGCUCUAACUCGGGCCAGUGAGGCCGAGGUGAGGCUGGAAAGCAGCGCCAUCUCUCUGGGACAUCAGCACCGGCACAGACCUCUCAAGGACCAUUCAAAAACUCUGGAUUUGGAAAACUCAUUGUUUUAUAGUAUCUGGUGCUUCACUGUGUCCUCCCACGCCAGCUACACACAUACACACCAUGUGCAACCUAACAUCACAAGGGCAGAGAGGAGAACUAGGGUAUAUUUGGACCCAUCAACGCUCCAAGGUGACUCUUUCAGCCCAGAUCCAAUUAAAGCCAUAUGGCGUCCAGUGGACACUUAUUUUUAAAAAGCUGUCCUAGAGCUACCAUUGCCCAGUACCAUGGAAAUGUUAACAGCCCCAAUCCUUUGCCUACACAUUAAGCUAUUAACGGUGACAUGGCUCUGGAUAAUUGCAUUAGUGACUGAAUUUUCUUCACUGUGAUGAAAAAACAACACUAUUAUGUGUAGCAAAACAUAAAAAUAAAAAUAUUUUCACAUGUAUGUAGGACUCAAAAUAUUCUUGCAGCACAUAACAUUUCAAACCAUUUCCUUAUAUGCAAAACAGAUUUUUAAAAUCAGGAAGACAGUGGCAAUAUUCCAAUAUACUUUCUGCAGAUACUAAUAAUGUUUAGUUCCUGUGUUGUGAUUCAGAUUUUGUCACUAUAGCAUGUUUCACAGUUGUUUGUAUGAUAAAACAUUUCUGUUUGACCUUUUUCUUGUAGGAAAAAUAAACCUUGAAUUUUGUGUAUUUUAACUCUUGAAAAAAAAUAAAUGUUCUUCAAAUAAGAGUCUAUCUUUGAAAAACAAGUACCUGACCAGCAUUCAAAGCAGUAACACUUUGUUGUUAAAAGAGGUCAUCUAGUUAGAUUACAAAUUAGGCACCAAGUGUCAAAACACAAGGGAAAAAAAUCAUAAUUCCACUCCAGAAGAAGCCCCAAACAAAACAAGAGUCCCUAUAACCCAAUGGCCACCAGCAGUGCUGCUGCAGGGCCCAGAGGUCUCACCCCACACUCUGAGUCCCUAAACCCAGUGGCCACCAACAAUGCUGCUGCAGAGCCCAGAAGUUAACCCCACACUCCAAGUCCCUAUAACCCAAUGGCCGCCAGCAAUGCUGCUGCAGGGCCCAGAAGUUCACCCCACACUCCAAGUCCCUAUAACCCAAUGGCCGCCCACAGUGCUGCUGCAGAACCCAGAAGUUCACCCCACACUCCGAGUCCCUAUAACCCAAUGGCCGCCAGCAGUGCUGCUGCAGGGCCCAGAAGUUCACCCCACACUCUGAGGAAGAGCUGCAGGGCCAGGGAGGAGGUGGACUGAGCUGGUGGGUGUCCAAAGUUCAGUUCAACCAAACUAGCUCUGCUUUAGUCGUUUUAUAAAUCAGCUUCUGCAAAUGAUUUCAUUUGAAAAAAGGGGCCAUUAAAAUGUUUAAAAUCCCCUGCAACAAUUUGAUGACACUGAAUA
Molecule: messenger RNA, 7541 nt
Organism: Myotis brandtii (Brandt's bat)
Lineage: Eukaryota; Metazoa; Chordata; Mammalia; Chiroptera; Vespertilionidae
Product: synapsin-3
Exons: 10
Biological process (GO): neurotransmitter secretion
Cellular component (GO): synaptic vesicle membrane; synaptic vesicle
Molecular function (GO): ATP binding
Source: RefSeq, a predicted model, not a curated record